This is a messenger RNA of Fopius arisanus, 1416 nucleotides long. RefSeq lists its product as uncharacterized. Lineage: Eukaryota; Metazoa; Arthropoda; Insecta; Hymenoptera; Braconidae. The transcript has 2 exons. The record is from RefSeq and is a predicted model, not a curated record. Bases 136 to 531 code for a protein of 131 amino acids. Gene Ontology annotation, molecular function: mannose-ethanolamine phosphotransferase activity. Gene Ontology annotation, cellular component: endoplasmic reticulum membrane. Gene Ontology annotation, biological process: GPI anchor biosynthetic process.
UUAGAAGGGACAACACCAAAUUGUAUCUACCAUCUGCUAACGAUUUCAUAAGAUAAUAGUACGAGUUUAUAGGAAUUUCUGGAAAGACACCGUGGGCAAAGUGCUGCUUAUUACAUUACUAAUUAAUCCUAAAACAUGUCAGUCAUUCGACAAAAACAUAAAAGUGAGUACCUCUUCAGAGUGUGGGGGAUUGCAAUGCAUUUGGUCAUCCUGUGGGGAGUUCUCGACGCCAAUUUUCAUUCUCCGGUAUUGAGAAAUUUGAGUCCAGUGCCUCCAGUUAAAGAACCUCCAGCAAAACGGUUAUUUUUGUUUGUUGCGGACGGGCUCAGAUACAAAACUUUCGCCAAGUCUACGCCUAAUUUUCUUGGGCCCAGUCGUGGAAAACCGAGAAUGCAUGGCAAGAUGUGGGAAAAGGCGAUGUAUUUUCCACGGCGUGGCUUUCACAAAACUUUUCCAGACGCAGGACCAGAGAUUAUGGAGGAGAUUGCAAACACUUGGUGUAGCAUUGAGAAGAAUUCUCUGUUUGCUUAACCACUCGCGCAUUUAAUUGUAAAAUUAUGUAAUGGUAAAGUGAUGGUAUAUUAACUAAAAGGAUUAGAAUAGACCAUAAUGGUCUAAUUGGGUCGGUAUACUCGUUACUAAAGAAGUCAGGUCUUGGAUACUUCGACUUUCGGGUAUGACAAAAGGCCUGGAGCUCAGAGGUCUAUUCUAUAACCAACUUCCAAUCGCACUCUGUUUCUCCAGAUUUCGUCCAAGCUCUCUCCAAGUCUCUACUUGCUGAGGAGAGUGAUCUCUUGGUUAGUUUCCGUUGUUUUUGUGGUGUCAUUGAUGUCAAGUUAGUCAAACAACUCAUCAUAUCUAAGACUGGACUUCUUGCAACUGCUAGUUACAUGUCUGGAUGACAGAGAUGAGGUAUUAUCUCCCUCGUUCUCGUCGUCAUCCAUUGUCUUAAGUAGGCAUGGGCAACCAUCAUAGGCCAGUACACCGUACGGCUGACCUACUAAUAGCGUACCUCUAUGAAAGUACCUAUAUUGACACUGCUGUGCAUAAAUAUAUUACUGGUACGGUACGCGUACGGUGUACCAGUAUAGUAGUAAUUAGUACCAUAAUGGUACAGCAUUAGGUACUAUACCACGAUUAUACCAGUACGCGCCAUGAAAUACGUACCAAACCCCCCUUCCCUUGGUCUGUAUUAUCAAAAAAAUAAUGAAAAAUUACCAAAAUAUAUGAAAAAUAAUUUUGUUUACAGAACAAUACAUUUUUACAGAAGAUUUCAAAAUGAUAAUUAAACAAUUAAAUAACUUACAACUCUAUAAUUGAUAUGUUAUAAGAAUGCUAGAAUGUUAGAAGAAUGGUAAACUGCGUAUUUUUUUAUUAUUUUUUAGUAAACUUCGUAGAUCCUUUUUGAAACAAUAU